Molecule: messenger RNA, 2976 nt
Organism: Brenthis ino (lesser marbled fritillary)
Lineage: Eukaryota; Metazoa; Arthropoda; Insecta; Lepidoptera; Nymphalidae
Source: the annotation of a GenBank genome assembly
AUGACGACGCAACCAGAAGUUGGUGUGUCCGACUUCGUCCUGCUGGACAAUUUGACUACAGACAAGUUUAUCGAAAAUUUGCAAUUGAGAUUUCAAAACAAUAAAAUCUACACAUACAUCGGUGAAGUGCUGGUCUCCGUGAACCCUUACAAAAACCUAGAUAUCUAUGGCCAACAACACAUGGCGCAGUACAGGGGGCGGGAGAUGUUCGAAGUCCCCCCACACGUGUACGCGGUGGCUGAUGCGUGCCAGAGGGUGCUACGACAACAGGGCAGAGACACAUGCGUCCUCAUAUCAGGCGAAUCGGGCGCGGGGAAGACGGAAGCGUCGAAGUUCAUUAUGAAAUAUAUAGCCGCGAACACUAUGCAAGUGCAUAGAGAAUAUAUCGACAGAGUAAAAAACGUUCUAAUACAGUCAAAUUCUAUCUUGGAAACGUUUGGAAACGCGAAAACGAAUCGUAACGACAACUCGUCACGUUUCGGCAAGUAUAUGGACAUACACUUCGACUACAAAGGAGAUCCCAUCGGAGGACACAUCAGUAAUUAUCUAUUGGAGAAGAGUCGAGUUGUAAAUCUUCAGCCUGGUGAAAGGAACUUUCAUUCAUUUUAUCAGCUCCUAAGCACAAAUAACGCACACAUCAAGAAGUAUGGCCUAAACUCUACUUCAGUGUACAAAAUAUUGGGUAACGAGCGACCAACGGGACAGGAUUCUAAGCUUUACAGCGUAACAAAUAGUGCCUUUAAUGCUUUGGGCUUUGCUCCAUCAGUGGUUGACGAUAUAUGGAGUAUCGUGGCUGGAGUCAUUUUGUUGGGUGAACUGACGUUCACAGAAACCCAGGACGGCCACCUGUCCAUCGGCGGCCCCCUGAAGCAGUGCGUGAGCGCGCUGGGCGUGACGGAGGAGGCGCUGCGCGCGGCGAUGGCGGGCCGCGUGCUGGCGGCGGGCGGCGACCUCGUCAGCAAGGCGCACUCGCUGGCCGACGCGCACCACACGCGCCUGGCGCUGGCCAAGGCGGCCUACGACAGGCUCUUCACGUGGAUUGUGGAACAGAUUAACAAAGCGAUAGAGGCGCCACAAAGCUCGUACAAGAGCUCUCUCAUUGGCGUGCUGGAUAUAUAUGGGUUUGAAAUCUUCGACACGAACAGCUUUGAGCAGUUCUGCAUAAACUACUGCAAUGAAAAACUUCAACAACUUUUUAUUGAGCUGGUGCUGAAGCAGGAGCAGGAGGAGUACGCGCGCGAGGGCAUCCAGUGGACGCCGGUGGAGUACUUCAACAACCGCGUGAUCUGCGAGCUGGUGGACGCGCCGCACCAGGGCAUCAUCGCCAUCAUGGACGAGGCCUGCCUCAACCCCACCAAGAUAACAGAUACGCAACUGUUAGAGGCCAUGGACAAGCGCCUCAGCGGGCACAAGCACUACACGUCGCGCCAGCUCUCGCCCACCGACAAGAAACUCAAGCAUGGCGUUGAUUUCAGAAUUACGCACUACGCGGGCGCCGUGACGUACGCCGUGACGGGGUUCGUGGACAAGAACCGCGACGCGCUGUGGCAGGACCUCAAGCGCCUGCUGCGCGCCUCGCGCACGCGCGCGCUCGCCGCCAUGUGGCCCGAGGGCGCCGACCACAUACUGAAGACGUCGAAGCGGCCGCCGUCCGCGGCGACGCUGUUCCGCAGCAGCAUGGCGGCGCUGGCGGCCGGCCUCGCCAGCAAGGAGCCCUUCUACGUGCGCUGCGUCAAGCCCAACCCCGCGCAGGCGCCCGCGCUCUGGGACGACGACCUCGUGCGGCACCAGGUGGCGUACCUGGGGCUGGUGGAGAACGUGCGCGUGCGGCGCGCGGGCUUCGCGUCGCGCCAGCGCUACGACCGCUUCCUGCAGCGCUACAAGAUGCUGUCGCAGUACACGUGGCCCAACUUCCGCGGCGCCGGCGCGCGCGACGCCGUGCUCGUGCUGCUGCGCGACCUGCGCCUCGCAGACGUGCAGUUCGGGCACACCAAGCUCUUCAUACGGAGUGCGAAAACGAUCCACUCGCUGGAGGUGGCGCGCGCGGAGCUCAUCCCGUCCAUCGUGGUGCUGCUGCAGAAGCUGUGGCGCGGUGCGCUCGCGCGCGCGCGCUACCGCAAGAUGAAGGCGGCCAUCGUCAUAUACAAUGCUUGGAAGCGCUACCGCUUCCGUCGUUACAUAUCAGAGCUCCAGCAGCAACUGCAGAAGAACCGCGGCGUGAUCGCACACUGGCCGCCGGCGCCGCGCCGCGUGGCCGCGACCAUCCUGCAGGGCGCGUACCGGCGCUGGCGCGCGCACGUCACGCUGCGCGGCGUGCCGCGCGACCAGUGGCCGCAGCUGCAGCUCAAGGUGGCGGCGGCCGGAGCACUGCGCGGCCGGCGCCCGGCCUGGGGCGCCGCGCGGCACUGGCAGGGCGACUACUUGGCGGACAACUCGUACAAUGAUAGGGCCGCACAAUACCAGUCGACAAUGGCCAACCUGCACAGAUCCCAGAACAUGGGCAAAGCGCUGUUCUCGUGCAAAGUGCACAAAUUCAACCGAUACAACAAGCUCGCGGAGAGGUGUCUCCUCAUCACUGAAAACGCCAUAUACAAGUUGGACGCGAGCUCCUUCAAACCCCUUAAGAAACCUACGCCUAUUACUGAGGUGGGCGCGGUGCGCGUGAUGAGCAGCGCGGCGCAGCUGGCGGUGAUCAGCGUGCCGUCGGCGCGCAACGACCUGGUGCUGGGCGUGCAGCCGCCGCGCGGCGCCGAGCUGCUGGGCGAGCUGCUGGGCGUGCUCGCGCACCGCUACCACGUAUUAACCGGAUCAGAGCUAACGGUGGAGGUGGAGAGCGGCGCGACCACGCGCUGCACGCUCGGGGGCAAGAGCCGCGCGCUGCAGCUGCCCGCGCCCGCCGCGCCCGCCGCGCCCGCGCUGCCCGCCUUCACGCACGCGCACAACGUCAUCACCUACCACCCCGCGUCGGCGCGCGCG